AUGUAAUUGUACACUAUAAUUAUAAUGACAACGGGCUUAUUUUAGCCUGCAGUAAACUAUACAAAUGAUCCAAUAUAUGGACAUUUUCAAAAAUAUCUUCCGGUGUGUAUUGAAUUCAUAACCAUCAUACCGUGAAGUAUUGUUUUCCUCUGUUAUGGCGUUAAAAGUGUACACAGGGAAGGAAGUUAAAAGUGAGAGAGAUGUGAGAGAAAUUUUUGCCAGCGUCCUUAAAUCAGCAUCUUCCAAAUCAAAACCUACGAUACCAUCUGAUGAAAAUGAAUAUGAAUGCAGCAAAAGUUACAGGGGCUUAGCUUUAAUAAUAAGCAACGAAAAUUUUAAAAUAUCUCGCCAACGGAUUUACUGUGAUGACGAAAUAAAAUUGAUGCAAGAAACAUUUGGGAAGUGUCUACAGUUCACAGUUUUAACUUUCAAAGAUUUGACAGCAAAACAAAUAAAUUGGGUUGUGAGAAUAGCCUGCGAACUAACUGAAUUUCAUCAACAAUCGGAUUGCUUUGCAUGUGUUCUUGCAAGCCAUGGUAAUGAAAAACCAAGAACUGUGAAAACACCGCCAUCUGGGAUGUAUUACAGAGAUCAUUGUAUAUAUGGGGUUGAUGAAGAUACAGUGACAACACAAAAUAUAAUAGAAACAAUCACAGAUACUGAAGCCUUGCAAGAUAAACCUAAGAUGCUCUUCAUCCAGGCGUGUCGGAUAAAGAUGGAUAAAACAGCGAAUAAAUCUUGUAUCGACCAAGGACAUGCAAUACCCAUUCAUAUUGCUGUACAAGAAAAUAGUUCCAACAGUGUUUCAGAUCAUGCAGACAAAGUAAAUAGACUCUCAAACUCUUUGUUUCCGACAAAAAUCAAAUCUUGUGCCAGUGUUACAACUGGAAACCUGUCUCAAAAAGAGGACAUUGCAGAAGCAAAGAUCCUCCAUAAACUGGGUGAAAUGAUUGGUUGGAACACAGAUAAACCCAAGGAUAUGAUGCGUGUUCUAUACCCACCGUGUGCUGAUGAUGUUUUAGUGGUUUAUUCAUCAGCUUCAGAAAAAGAAUCGUACGGUAGAGAAGAUCACGGUGGUUGGAUGCUCAUUUCUCUGCAUAAAGCGGUGAAAGAGCAACUUAGCUUUCAAAAGAAAACAAAUCGAAUCGAUAUAUUGGAUGUUGUAAUCUUAAUGGCUAGAGAAGUUUCAAAUUCAGAGACUUUUCAGACAAAGUUUCCUGAAGGAACCGUUAACCCAAAACGUAAAGCUACAAUAGUGUUUGAACACUGUUUACACAAAGAGCUAUAUUUUUAUAACAGCAUAGAUUAAUUAUUUAGACAUUAAUUGGAAUCAAUAGUAUUUAUGUUUGCAGUAUCGCCAUGUAUCGUCAAGUUUCCAGUAAGAUUAUUUGAAGACUUAAGUUUGCAGUUAUUUAUACGUUGAAGAUAGAAAAGUCAAUCCCAACACAAACUGUGUCCAUUUUCAGAUAAGGAAAUACGGGAUUUAUGAAAGAUAAUAUAAAAGAGGGUGUGAGGCUACACCAAAAGGAUAAAAAAUAUACACGUCUUUGUAAAAAAAUAUGCAACGAUACCGACAAGAGAUAUAUAUUAAAAACAAGAUACAGUUUAAAGAAAGAAAAAUAUUUCUACCCAACUUU
Messenger RNA from Mytilus californianus (California mussel), 1637 nucleotides. RefSeq lists its product as uncharacterized. The record is from RefSeq and is a predicted model, not a curated record. Gene Ontology annotation, molecular function: cysteine-type endopeptidase activity. Lineage: Eukaryota; Metazoa; Mollusca; Bivalvia; Mytilida; Mytilidae. The coding region runs from base 155 to 1309 and encodes 384 amino acids. The transcript is spliced from 6 exons. Gene Ontology annotation, biological process: proteolysis.